GUGCUGACACACUUCCGGCCUUUGUGACUCGUUGUGUCUGUGUCGAGGCGUCGGGAGGGCCUAGGUUCGUGUGCAGCGCCCUUCGGCCGGCCUGAGCCCCAGAGUCAGCUCCCCUUUCUCGCCCAGCGCCCCCAGGCCGCUCUCGGGGCUCACGGUCAUGAUCUCAGGGUCCUGGGAUCGAGCCUGCAUCUGGCUUCCUGCUCAGUCACCAGGAGUCUGCUUCUCCUUCUCCCUCUGCCUCUCCAGCUCAUGAACAGUACCGAAACAUAUCCACAAACAUCUCCUAGGACAGGAAGGAGAGCACAGACCCUGUUUGGAUCAAGCCCACUGCCUAAGCCUGAAUGAUGACUGCGGAGUCGAGGGAAGCCACAGGCCUGUCCCCCCAGGCUGCCCCGGAGAAGGACGGGAUUGUGAUCGUGAAGGUAGAGGAGGAAGACGAGGAAGACCAUAUGUGGGGGCAGGAUUCCAGCCUACAGGAGACACCUCCUCCUGACCCAGAGAUUUUCCGCCAGCGUUUCAGGCACUUCUGUUACCAGAACACUUUUGGGCCUCGAGAGGCUCUGAGUAGACUGAAAGAACUCUGUCACCAGUGGCUACGACCAGAGAUCAACACCAAGGAGCAGAUCCUGGAGCUGCUGGUACUGGAGCAGUUCCUUUCCAUCCUGCCCAAGGAGCUCCAAGUCUGGCUGCAGGAAUACCGUCCCGAUAGUGGGGAGGAGGCUGUGACCCUUCUAGAAGAUUUGGAGCUUGAUUUAUCAGGACAGCAGGUCCCAGGUCAAGUUCAUGGACCUGAGAUGCUCGCAAGGGGGAUGGUGCCUCUGGAUCCAGUGCAGGAGUCCUCGAGCUUUGACCUUCAUCAUGAGGCCACCCAGUCCCAUUUCAAGCAUUCAUCUCGGAAACCUCGUCUCUUACAGUCACGCGCUCUCCCUGCCACACACGUUCCUGCCCCUCAUCACGAGGGGAGUCCCAGAGACCAAGCGAUGGCAUCUGCACUAUUCACGGCAGAUUCCCAGGCAAUGGUGAAGAUUGAGGACAUGGCCGUGUCCCUCAUCCUGGAGGAAUGGGGAUGUCAGAACCUGGCUCGGAAGAAUCUCAAUAGGGACAACAGGCAGGAGAAUUAUGGGAACGUGUUUUCCCAGGGUUGUGAAAACAGGAAUGAGAAUGAGGAGUCAACCUCAAAGGCUGAAAUCGCAGAAGACUCAGCGCCACGUGGGGAGAUGACAGGAAGAUUCCAAAAAGAUUUUGGAGAAAAACGUGAACAGCAGAGCAGAACAGUAGAGAGGCAGCAGAGAAACCCUGAGGAAAAAACCGGAAGAGAAAAAAGAGAUUCGGGGCCAGCUACAACCAAGGAAAAAAAGCCCGCCACAGGAGAGAGAGGCCCAAGGGAGAAGGGCAAAGGUUUGGGAAGAAGCUUCAGCCUGAGUUCAAACUUUAACACCCCUGAAGAAGCUCCGACGGGAGCAAAGUCCCAUAGAUGUGAUGAAUGUGGUAAAUGCUUCACAAGGAGCUCAAGCCUUAUUCGCCAUAAAAUCAUCCACACUGGAGAAAAGCCCUAUGAAUGUAGCGAGUGUGGGAAAGCCUUCAGUCUUAACUCCAACCUGGUCCUGCAUCAGAGAAUCCACACAGGAGAGAAACCUCACGAAUGUAAUGAGUGUGGCAAAGCCUUCAGUCACAGUUCAAAUCUCAUUCUCCAUCAGCGGAUCCACUCUGGAGAGAAACCCUAUGAAUGUAAUGAGUGUGGGAAGGCCUUCAGCCAGAGCUCAGACCUGACAAAACAUCAGAGGAUCCACACAGGGGAGAAACCCUAUGAAUGUAGUGAAUGUGGAAAAGCUUUCAACCGAAACUCAUAUCUUAUUUUGCAUCGGAGAAUCCACACCCGAGAAAAGCCCUAUAAGUGCACUAAGUGUGGUAAGGCCUUCACCCGGAGCUCGACCCUCACUCUGCAUCACAGGAUCCAUACCAGAGAACGAGCCUCUGAGUACAGCCCUGCCUCCCUUGAUGCAUUUGGUGCAUUCCUGAAAAGCUGUGUGUAGAGCAAGAAUUUGUCAGCUAGCCAUUUCCUCCUUUUGUUUCCAAAAUUACUUCAGAGAUAUGUGUGCCCACGGAGGGGAAAAAAAAGAGGGCCUUAACAGAUUCAAAGGAAAAAAAUCACACUUCAGGAUCCUUGUAGUUCCAUCAGCAGCGUUCCGCCUUUGCAUUGUCUGUGGGCAUGUAAUCCUUCCACACGGCCCCUGCAGGGAAAAGCUAGUCAUAUGGAGAAUCCACACGAUAUUUCCAUGCAAGAUAAAAGCACACAUAAUGUCAAAUGUCAAGCUUUUCAGUAAUGAGGAUACCUAUUAAGGCGCUCUCAGACUCAGCAACCACAAUAUAGGAUUGAAAGAUUAAGAUUGGCUCUGCAAAAGUGAUACUGGGGUUUAAAGCUGCUUGCCACAAACAAGCCCUACUUGGCCAACAACUUGUUAUACCUUAUUUCUCAAAAACAAGGAACAGUUAAACUGCAUUGGGACUUGCUGCUCAAACUAGUUAUAUAUAUGAUAAGUUAUAUAUAUGAUCACUGGUAGCCUGCCAAAGCUAUAGAAAUCUAGGACUGUGCUGAUGGGUAUCAAACCAAAGAUUUCUAGCUCUUCCUGAAAGAGGGUAUGUGCACCAGUCUACAGUUCCAAAGGACGCAACAAAUGUAGAUGGUUCUAUCCUCAUCGCUGAGAUAAAUUCUACUGAAAUGGCAACAAUGAUUCAAAGCCCUUCUCUCCCUACUCCAAAUCCCAAAAGCACUAUUCGCACUCUGAAAUGCAUUUCUCCACAAGUUUUAGCACUUGACUGAUUGUAGACUGUCUUUUAAUCCUCCAUUGUUUCGCGUUUGAAAGUUUUCAUCAUGGCCCCUCCCUCCCCAAAGAGAUGCUUCAAUUGUCAAGGGAUCUAUUUUAUCCCAGAUAGCACUGGAGACAGUGCUGAACACCUAAGAGGCACUUGUUAUACCUGACUUCUGACAGUACUUACACGCUUAUGAUAAAACCCUGUGUGAAUCAUGAGUACCAGAAGUAGGUAGCCUGGCCCAGCUUUUGAAGAGGACCUUUGGAGUCCAAGUCAUGCUAACAGCUCUAGGGUCUGAUGCUCUUUUUAUCCUGACUAUAAAAGAAAGGCACUGGCUCGCUGCCUGCAUAGACUCUUCCUAGACACAGAUUUGUGAGUAAAUACCAUGGAAUGUCAGAAACAACUCUCUCGUCAUUAUCUUAAGAAAAAUAGGAAUAUUUACUAAGGCCGUGUCUUGACCUCUUUCUGGGGCAAAAGAUCUUCGCCAGAAUUCUCUUCAGUUAGCUGAAGGACAACAUGAUCAUUUAGGCACUUUCUGAAUCACUUAUAACUAAAAGUACAGCACAGAUGUGAUUUUUGUUGCAUUUCAAAAAAAGGAAAGUUGUAAAGGGCAUUUUCCCCCCACACUUUCCAGAAACUUGAUAAAGGCAUUUGAUACCAUUAGCUGGCAGUUACCCAACAUGUUUGUUGCUCUGAGAAGUUCACCAACAAGCUGAGAUGUGACUGUAUCAUGGUUGAACUGUACAAUUUUUUCUGUUUCUCAUCCCCUGAAGACUGAGGGGAGGCUAUGAAACGGAUCUUUUCCAUCGAAGCAAUCGACAGCCUAGAAGCUAAUGACAGAUGGUUUUCAGAUACACACAUGGGAGACCCAGCUAUCAUGGGCAACAUAGGCAGUCCUUAGGGACUUGGGUAGAGAGGUCUUUGUUCAUGAGAGCAUGCAAAUGAUGGUGGACAGCCCUGCAGAAACUUAGAGACCCAAAGACUCUCCCCCUAAUGGGAGAACCCCACAUGAGUUUUUCCAUCAAGAAACAACUAAAACUAUCCUUCAUCAGUUGUUUGCUGACUGACAGCUUAAGCCUACAAGACAGUGUGGCUUUAUGGGGAACCAGUGAGGUGGGGGCAGCUGUGGCUUCAGUUCCAGACCAAACAAAUUCUGUGCAGCAGUGAUUCUUUGGCCUCUCUUUCUAACUGGGACCAACUACAACUCUCCUGGAGCUUCCAAGCCGUUCCAUCAGUGUUGGCCUGCAGAAACUUAAAGGAGGCCCAUUGGUGACCAGGAUAUUUCCAUCCAUCCAGUUUAAGAAUGACAGAGGAGAUAUUCAAGAAGAGUAUAUAUACCUAAGUAGCUUUUUUAUACUAAAUGAAAGUAGAAGUGCUUUUUUAAUGUUUUCUUCAAAAAGCCACAAUGGAGGCUUCACACAAAAUUGCUGGUGCUUGUCAGCAGACACUUGCCCCUGGGAAGCCCUGGGAGCCCUGGGGCACUUGGCCCAGGCACAGAUCAACGCACCAACUGUUCUGAAGAGGCAAUGAACUUUGGUUGGUUCCACAUUCACCUUUCUUUAGCCACAAUCACAUGCUGACAAUGCAGCCACCAUUUGGUUUUUUGAAAAGGAAAGUUCAUUGCAACCUGCGCUUUGCAUCUUUGUCCCACGUUGACCAUGGGAUGGUCACAGUGGUUGCCUUCAGAUCUUUAGCAGACGCAUUUCUUCAAGCAGCCAUUUGAAAAUGUGUUUUCUGAAGAAAAGAGGCUAUGACUGUUGAUUAAAACCAUUCACGUCGUGUCCAUUUAUCGGCUGCCCAGUGCAGAGUGUAAUUGGGUCAUGGUCAGAAAGGCUUAUUACCACAGCUCAUUAGUGUCUGGACAUUCAGAAGUUCUUGACCAGCUGAAGCCUUUAAGUUGAGUACUCUGUAGUUAACCAUUAGCAUGCUAGUUGACCUAAUGGAAGUUUUUUAAGGGUUUUUAGGAAUAUACCUUAAAUAUACCUGCCAAGAAGAGAAGUAAAAUUCUUCAGAUUGUGGGGAAUUUGUUUCUGCUCUGGCCUGGCAGGCAAGGCUACAGCCUGAGAAUCAGAGGCAUCUGUGAGGCAUCUUUGAUAUGUAAGACACUUAGUAUUCUAUUAAAGACAUAAAAGUGAAACUGCUAAAUAUGUACAGAGAGCUCGCCAUGUCUGACAUGUGUGACAAUUGACAUCUUACAUACAUCAGAGAAUUCAUUCCAGAAAGGAACCUCAUGAAUGCGAUAAAUAUGGCAAAGCCUUCCAUCACAUCUCAGCCCUUAGCAUCAGAAAGCUCACACUGUAAAUAAACUUUAUUAAUAUUGUAUGUGAGGAAAACUUUCAUGUAGACCACUCAUUGCUUUGGACAGAAAAUGAAUUCCGUCAGUGUGUUCCAAUCAUGUAAUGAAUUUCAGAAACACUGCAGAGGAAGCUCAAUCUUAACUCCAGAGGAUCCACAAAAGAAGGGGAAAAUGUGGGGAAAUGCUAAAAAGAAGGCAAAAAUUGUUCCUGCUCGGUAACUUCUAUAUAUUUUGUAAGACCACAACAUCAGUGUCCCAUGUUUGUACCUCUACCCCAGGUUGUCGUUCUGUAUAUUCCCUAUAAAAAAUGUAUUUUAAUCUAUUUGACAGAACACAUACUCCAAAAGAGCAAAGUUUUGGAAUGAGUAGUUAAAGAAGUUGAUGUGGGUAUAGACAAAAAGUCAGUUUACAGUGCUGAGGAGCAGGGGAAAUGAGAGAAAACCUUCAUAGUUGGCUUACCAAGUCAGGAGAGGAGAUUAGGAGAGAGAGGUUAAUAGGACUCUAAAAUGGAACCGUUUCUAGAAACAUUUGCAUCUUCCUGAACGUUUUCAAAGCCAGAAAGUGGACCCUUACCUGCCAUGCCAAGAAAAUAGGUCUGAGCUUGUAGUGGUGGGGCGAGAGAGGGCCAUCUACAUGAAUUGAGAGUUGGUGAGGUGCCCUGGAGAAGCCAGCGGGACCACUUAACCUGGUGACCAGAUUGUGGAAACCAGUCCUGCUUCCCCCACUAACUCUGAUCUUCAUGCUUAGGAAAUUUGGGAUAGCAAAGCACCAUGAUGGACCCUUUCCUUGAAAAUAGGCACAGAUGCAUCCAGUUUCUUACACAGCAGUAAGUUUUUCUAAUACGGCUGGAGAACCGUUUUUGCAGCAUUCCCUUUGACUGUGCUCCUGUGUACCUUCCCUGCCCCGCACUCACUUCCUGGGAUUGUUCUUUCCCUGCCAUUGGAAGGCUUGUGAAGAUUCAUAGUUGUGAAGGAAUUUUUUUCCUCCUUUUUAUCCUAGAGUUGAUCACCUUUUAUUCUGGGGUCUGGUCACCCUGAAGUCCUCAUCCUGAAGCUAGCUAACCAGGUUUAUCCUACCAUCCUCAUGGAAGAUUUGUUAUGUGAAUUGGAGUAACAGUAUUAAAAUGUAGUCAAAUGGUGGCAGCAAUACUUGCCAGAGGAGCUAUAUUUUUGUGAGUCCCACUCUGAGCAACUUCUGAGAAAUAUUUAUGAAGGGGCUGGGUUCCCCACUUGGGAAACCAAAUGAAGGUCUGCAGGUUGCAAAGUGAAAUGUAGAAUCAGAGAAGAGGAAUUUAAGUGGUAUAAAUAGAUCUUUUCGUAGAAGUUAGAGUACAUUUUUAUUUCAACUACUACUGGAGGAUUCAAUAAAAAACAUUAUUUGAAAAGUUUUCCUAACAUAGGUUUAGGUUUUGUUUUUAGAAUGGACACACUACUGUACAUUUAAAAGCAGUUACUUAUUUUGCUACUCAGAUUAAUUUUUUAUUCUAUCUGAAGAUGAAAGUAUCUGUUUUACUUUUCAAAGCUUUGUAAAACAAACCUGAAGUUAUAGGGAGGCUAAGCCAUCUCCGAUUCUGCAGGUCAAACAAAAGUUGGGGAAAUAUUUUGGACAUCUUAUCUGACAGAAUGUCUUAAUGUGAGAAUUUCAUUUCACAUUGUCUGGUUCUGUUUAACAGUGGAUACCAUAAACUUCAUGUUUUUCUCUUUAUCCUGAAACAGUGGAAGUUAAGGAGAGGCACUAGGUUGACUUCUAAACAAUAUUAUUUUAACAGCUUAAAAAAAAAAGUCGUUAAGAUUUCUCCCCUCCAUUUAGUUAAAGAAUCAUGGCUCACUUCAAGUUACACAGAAAUUAUUAGCAAAGCUAAUUGGUCCUAAAGUUAAACUUUUUCCCUUUAGCAAGCACUCAUUAAGCAGUGAGGCUAAAUGUUUUAAGAUAGUAAGAAAAAAAUGAGACCUGUGAGUGAUUGAAAGGUGGCAUAAAAACUCGGAUUUUCAUUCCAGUUUCAGAUUUGGGUUUUAAAGUUCCUUCAGUCCAGGGAAGGGACUAGGCAGCUGCAAAUUGCCCCGACUCAGGUGUGUUGGUCAGUGCUCACUUGUUUUUCCCCUCACCUCAACCUCUGAACAGUUUAGGUAAGGUUUCUUUCUGCCCUAGCAAGGACAAAGCAUGUUAGGCUUAGAGCUGCUUCUGCUAGUAGCAGGGGUUCUUCUGUGAAAACAAAUAGAUGGGGGUGGGGGGGAAGGCAGCAGAUGGUGGUUGUGCAGGAAAAUCUUGAUCUAAAAAUAAUAAGAGUUUAAGGGUAAGAGGGGGGGCACUGCAAGCAAAAUCAGCAAUUAUUUUAAAAUGAACAUGUAUUUUUAUUAACUUGUAGUUAAAUAUAGAUUAUUACAACCAGGUCAACAUGAUAAGCCUAAAUCUAUAUAGAGAGCUAACUCAGGCAAUGUCUUGUUUAUCUGUAGACUGGAUAAGACAAACCUUUCCUGUUUUGUCAGUCCCUAGUUCCUUAGAUUAGAAUAAAUUAGACCAAAAGAAGAAACUUGUCUUUGUAUACCCGCAGAAUUAAGUUAUUGUUAUUGAAACCUGGCCUUUCAUUUCACUAGUCUUAGAAGAGUCCAGAUGCUUAGUAGAUGUUCAAUAAGUGAUUUUUAAAUUGAAUUUGUUCAUUUCAAAUCCUCAUUAACCUUUCUAGGAAGGCUUCUUUGAAUAAAUAAUGGAAUCUUAAAGGAAAAGUGGGGUUUUUUUAAAGCUAAGGAACUCCUCUCUUGGAAAUAAUGUGAAAACUUGAUGGAGGACUAAAAUUUCCAUGAGAAAUGGCAGCCAAAUAACAGUUACAUGCAUUUGUAGUCAAUGGUCAAUUUUAGGAGGCCGGUGAUGUCUGACAAAUGUUAGAGCAGAUGGGGAAGGAAAUUGUGGGGAAUUGUAAUAAAUAUCUCUAUGUCGUUUCUCUUCUGGGUCAUGGUAAAACAAUAAAUUAUCACCUCUAGGUGGCAAUGUU
This is a messenger RNA of Canis lupus familiaris (dog), 8096 nucleotides long. It is a transcript of the gene ZKSCAN1, whose product is annotated as zinc finger with KRAB and SCAN domains 1. Gene Ontology annotation, biological process: regulation of transcription by RNA polymerase II. Bases 342 to 2033 code for a protein of 563 amino acids. NCBI's taxonomy places the organism in Eukaryota, Metazoa, Chordata, Mammalia, Carnivora, Canidae. The record is from RefSeq and is a predicted model, not a curated record. Gene Ontology annotation, molecular function: RNA polymerase II cis-regulatory region sequence-specific DNA binding; DNA-binding transcription factor activity, RNA polymerase II-specific. The transcript is spliced from 7 exons.